AUGAUGAUUGUAGUAUUUGAGCUGGUUGACGACGAGACACUUCUCUCCCGUGACGAGGUGCGUUCGUACGACAGGGAGAACACUACUGACACCCGUGCCAACUUUAUGCUCAGCUUUCAACCCCUGCAACCUCUCCGCACAAGGCCGGGAAAGUAUCUUGUACGCCUCCGCCGUGUUGACGGAAAUUGUAUCCCCGCCGACGUCUGGGCACUCGAGCAUGUACAGGAAGAUGAGUCCCGGUGGCGGCGGGUUCGCACUACUUUUUGUAUGCCAGGACAUGGAAGUGGUACGCCGGGCGUAGCUGUCGCGAAGUCUGGUGUCGCCACCGCCGUUGUGCGCGAUUACCAGGGCCAGCUUUGGACCGAUGCUAUGCUCGAGGACAGCUUGGUGGAAGACUUAUACUUAUCUAUGGACUUUGGCGCCAUGGUACAAGACAUGCUCAAAGUAUAA
This is a messenger RNA of Letharia lupina, 450 nucleotides long. RefSeq lists its product as uncharacterized. The coding region runs from base 1 to 450 and encodes 149 amino acids. The transcript is spliced from 3 exons. The record is from RefSeq and is a predicted model, not a curated record. NCBI's taxonomy places the organism in Eukaryota, Fungi, Ascomycota, Lecanoromycetes, Lecanorales, Parmeliaceae.